Messenger RNA from Drosophila suzukii, 27784 nucleotides. Lineage: Eukaryota; Metazoa; Arthropoda; Insecta; Diptera; Drosophilidae. The record is from RefSeq and is a predicted model, not a curated record.
GAAGGUUGCGGCAGGAUGGCCCAGUUUGUGACCCACAUCCAGCCCACGCUGAUGGAGGCGUCCCAAGGUCAUGUGCCCCACCAUCACGGACAUCAGGUGGGUGUGCAGCACUCGUCGCAUCUUCCCCACAGCGGUCACAACAUGCCCUCGCCGCCCACCCACAAUCACCACCAUGGCCAUGGACAUGGUCACCACACCACCAGUGGUGGUGGUCAUCAUGGAGGAGCAAGUGGAGGCGGUGGUCACUCGCAGAAGCAGUCGCACCACCCCACCACCGGCCACGCCCCCAAGGCUCCGCACCACAGCCCGCCCUCGAGGAUCCACUCACCGCCGACGGAGCACCAUCCGGAGCAAGUGGGCCACUACGAGUACUUCCAGCAUCAGCACGAGCAGAUCUUCCACCACGAAGGAGCCAAUGGUGGUGCCCACCACAAGCGGGAGCAGCACCACCACCACCAUCCCAACAAGCACGAGCACUGCCCCACAGGACACCAGAGUGCGGGCGAUGGAAACACUUCCUUUCUGCGUGCCGCUCGCGCUGGAAAUUUGGAGCGAGUGCUCGAGCAUUUGAAGAACAACAUUGACAUCAAUACCAGCAAUGCGAAUGGCUUAAAUGCCCUGCACCUGGCUUCCAAGGAUGGCCACAUCCACGUCGUCUCGGAACUGCUUCGUCGGGGGGCGAUUGUGGACAGUGCCACCAAGAAGGGCAACACCGCCCUCCACAUCGCCUCAUUGGCUGGGCAGGAGGAGGUGGUGAAGCUGCUGCUGGAGCACAACGCCUCCGUGAAUGUGCAAUCCCAGAAUGGAUUCACUCCCCUCUACAUGGCCGCCCAGGAGAACCACGAUGCGGUGGUGCGUCUCCUUUUGUCCAACGGGGCCAACCAGAGUCUGGCCACCGAGGAUGGCUUCACCCCGCUGGCGGUGGCCAUGCAGCAGGGUCACGACAAGGUGGUCGCCGUGCUCCUCGAGAGCGACACCAGGGGAAAGGUCAGGCUUCCAGCGCUGCAUAUUGCCGCCAAAAAAGACGAUGUCAAGGCAGCAACCCUGCUGCUAGAUAAUGACCACAAUCCGGACGUGACCUCCAAGUCGGGCUUCACACCUCUCCACAUUGCCUCUCACUAUGGCAACCAGAACAUCGCCAACUUGCUCAUCCAAAAGGGAGCCGAUGUCAACUACUCGGCCAAGCACAACAUCAGUCCGCUCCAUGUGGCCGCCAAGUGGGGCAAGACCAACAUGGUAUCGCUGCUCCUGGAGAAGGGUGGCAACAUCGAGGCCAAGACCCGGGAUGGACUCACUCCGCUCCACUGUGCCGCUCGCUCGGGACACGAGCAAGUGGUGGACAUGCUGCUCGAGAGGGGAGCUCCCAUCUCUGCCAAGACCAAGAACGGCUUGGCACCCCUCCAUAUGGCCGCCCAGGGUGAGCACGUGGAUGCCGCCCGCAUCCUGUUGUAUCAUCGUGCUCCCGUCGACGAGGUGACCGUUGACUAUCUGACCGCCCUCCAUGUGGCCGCCCACUGUGGUCACGUGAGGGUGGCUAAGCUUCUACUGGACCGGAAUGCGGACGCCAAUGCAAGGGCCUUGAAUGGGUUCACCCCGUUGCACAUUGCCUGCAAGAAGAAUCGCUUGAAGGUGGUGGAGCUGCUCCUGCGACAUGGGGCCAGCAUCAGUGCCACCACGGAGAGCGGACUGACUCCGCUCCAUGUGGCCGCCUUCAUGGGCUGCAUGAACAUCGUCAUCUAUCUGCUGCAGCACGAUGCCAGUCCCGAUGUGCCCACUGUGCGCGGCGAGACUCCACUGCACUUGGCCGCCAGGGCUAACCAGACCGACAUCAUUCGCAUCCUGCUGCGCAAUGGCGCCCAGGUGGACGCCCGUGCCCGGGAGCAGCAGACGCCGCUGCACAUCGCCUCACGGUUAGGAAACGUGGACAUCGUGAUGCUCCUCCUCCAGCACGGCGCUCAGGUGGACGCCACUACCAAGGACCUGUACACGGCACUGCACAUCGCCGCCAAGGAGGGCCAGGAUGAGGUGGCCGCUGUGCUGAUUGAGAACGGCGCCGCCUUGGACUCCGCCACCAAGAAGGGAUUCACGCCACUCCACUUGACGGCCAAGUAUGGACACAUCAAGGUGGCCCAGCUGCUGCUCCAGAAGGAGGCGGAUGUGGAUGCGCAGGGCAAGAAUGGGGUCACUCCAUUGCAUGUGGCUUGCCACUAUAACAACCAGGCGGUUGCCCUGUUGCUCCUGGAGAAGGGAGCCAGUCCACAUGCCACGGCCAAGAAUGGACACACCCCGCUCCACAUUGCGGCGCGAAAGAAUCAGAUGGAUAUAGCCACUACCCUGCUGGAGUACGGUGCCUUGGCCAAUGCCGAGAGCAAAGCCGGAUUCACCCCGCUGCACUUGAGCAGCCAGGAGGGUCAUGCCGAGAUCUCCAAUCUGCUCAUCGAGCACAAGGCCGCCGUCAAUCACCCGGCCAAGAAUGGCCUGACACCCAUGCACCUGUGUGCCCAGGAGGAUAAUGUAAAUGUGGCCGAGAUUCUGGAGAAGAAUGGAGCCAACAUCGACAUGGCCACCAAGGCGGGUUACACUCCCCUGCAUGUCGCCUCUCACUUUGGACAGGCCAACAUGGUGCGUUUCCUGCUCCAGAAUGGAGCCAAUGUGGAUGCGGCCACCUCGAUUGGAUACACUCCACUGCAUCAGACCGCCCAGCAGGGCCAUUGUCAUAUUGUCAACCUCCUCCUGGAGCACAAGGCCAAUGCCAAUGCCCAGACGGUCAACGGACAGACGCCUCUGCACAUUGCCCGCAAGUUGGGCUACAUUAGUGUCCUGGACUCGUUGAAGACCAUCACCAAGGAGGACGAGGCAGCCGCUGCUCCUGCCCAAGCCGAGGAGAAGUACCGCGUGGUGGCUCCCGAGGCCAUGCACGAGUCCUUCAUGUCCGACUCCGAGGAAGAGGGCGGCGACACUAACUGGCAACUGGACGCUGGCUACGAGUACGGCUUUGGCCCGGUCUAUCUGCCGUACUACCAGGGCGACAAACUGUGUGUCUCCAGCGAAGACAAUAUGCUAUCAGAUCAACCAUACCGCUAUUUGACCGUUGACGAAAUGAAAUCCCUAGGCGACGACUCGCUACCGAUCGAUGUGACCCGUGACGAGCGCAUGGACUCCAACCGGAUGACCCAGAGCACCGAGUAUGCCUCUGGAGUUCCGCCCACCAUCGGCGAGGAGGUGAUCAGUCCCCACAAGACCCAGGUGUACGGCAGCUCGCCCAAGGCCACUGUGGAUGGGGUGUACAUUGCCAAUGGAUCUGGUCACGAUGAGCCGCCGCAUGUGGGCCGCAAGCUGAGCUGGAAGAGCUUCCUGGUUUCCUUCCUGGUCGAUGCCCGUGGAGGAGCCAUGCGAGGCUGUCGCCACAGUGGCGUCCGCAUGAUCAUCCCCUCGAGGUCCACCUGUCAGCCGACCAGGGUCACCUGUCGCUAUGUGAAGCCGCAGCGCACCAUGCAUCCGCCCCAGUUGAUGGAGGGUGAGGCCCUGGCCAGUCGUGUCCUGGAACUGGGUCCUUGCUCCACCAAGUUCAUUGGACCGGUGAUAAUGGAGGUGCCGCACUUUGCCUCGCUGCGCGGCAAGGAGCGCGAGAUCAUAAUCCUGCGCUCGGACAACGGGGAAACAUGGCGGGAGCACACCAUCGACAACUCCGAGGAGAUCAUACACGAUGUCCUGCAGCAGUGCUUUGAGCCAGAGGAGAUUGCCCAACUGGAGGAGCAGGCUGGCAACCAUGUCUGCCGCUUCGUCACCUAUGACUUCCCCCAGUACUUUGCCGUCGUGUCGCGCAUCCGCCAGGAGGUCCAUGCUAUUGGACCGGAGGGCGGCAUGGUGUCCAGCACCGUGGUGCCACAGGUGCAGGCCGUCUUCCCACAGGGAGCCCUCACCAAGAAGAUCAAAGUCGGCUUACAGGCCCAGCCGGUCGAUCCCGAUCUCACCGCCAAGCUUUUGGGUCGCGGCGUGGCCGUGUCACCGAUUGUUACGGUCGAGCCGCGGCGCCGUAAAUUCCACAAGGCCAUCACCCUCAGCAUGCCCGCCCCCAAGGCUCACAGCCAGGGGAUGAUCAAUCAGUACUCGGGCAACACGCCCACCCUGCGACUGCUAUGCUCCAUAACAGGUGUGUUUCGGAAAAGGUCUCUAAAAGGCGGACCGUCCCGAGCUCAAUGGGAGGAUGUCACCGGUUCCACGCCCCUGACAUUUGUCAACGACUGUGUCUCCUUUACGACCACUGUGUCAGCUCGAUUUUGGCUGAUGGAUUGCCGCAAUAUCUCGGAUGCCACCAAAAUGGCCACCGAGCUGUACAAGGAAGUUAUUCAUGUACCGUUCAUUGCCAAGUUUGUGGUGUUCGCCAAGAAGAUCGAACCCUUUGAGGCAAGACUACGAGUCUUCUGCAUGACCGACGAUCGUGAGGAUAAAACCCUGGAGAAACAUGAGCUCUACACAGAAGUGGCCAAGAGCCGUGAUGUUGAGGUGCUCGAGGGUAAGCCUCAGUACAUCGAGAUGGCCGGAAACUUGGUACCCGUGACCAAAUCGGGCGACCAGCUGCAGUUGCAGUUCAAGGCCUUCCGCGAGAACCGUCUGCCCUUCACAGUUCGCGUUAAGGAUCAGCAUGCUGACAUAGUUGGUCGCACCUUGUUCAUGAAAGAACCGAAGGUAGCCAAGGGUGAGCCUCCACAACAGCCCAUCUGCAUCUUAAACAUCGUACUUCCGGAGGCCGUUAUACCCGACUCCACUACCGCCUUCUCGGACCGAGUCACCUCUGCAUACAGGACCUCGAUGUUCAGUUUGAGCAAGCAUCAAAAUGACCAUUACAUUGGCGACAUUCGCAUAGUUGAUCUGUCCAACCUUUUGGGUAAGGAUUGGAUUCAGCUGGCCCCGGAGAUUGGCAUCAAUGCAGAGGAAAUUGACGAGAUCAUUAACCAAAACACCGAUAGCAUUGCCAGGCAGGCACAGAGCAUGAUCCGCCUCUAUAAGGACAAACCCAACUACGAUAUCCUUUUGUUGGAAACGGCUCUCAAAAACAUUGGACGGGACGACAUUAUGAAGAAGUGCAAAAGUGGACGACUAUCCCAUUCGCGCGAGUUCGAUGAAACGGACAUCAUGAAAAACUCGGAGUCCGUAGAGGAGCUGGUUCGCAGAGAAAGCAAGCGAAUCCAGCAAAUCAACGAACGCGAGGAAGUCAAGUACUCUGCCGAGGAGAAGGAAGUCGAGGAAUCCGAGUCCGAUGAGGAAGCUGCCAAGCGAACGGUUGCCGAACGGCGUGAGAAGAUUGUCAAGCGUCUGUCAGUAGAACGAUCCAUUCCGGCCUCAACCCAGAAGAGAGAGAUCACCCGCGAAAUAACCGAAAUCAAGCGGAAAAGUCUUAUCGAGGACAAGAAGGCACACCACGAAUCCGAGAUACUGAUGCAAUUGCCUGCUGAUAACGUAAUCAUCAAGACAACCACUGUACCCGAUCAAGUCAUCAAGAUGAAGAUGGGCAAGAUGGAUUCAACCGAAGUGAGCAAGAGCGAGUUCGACAAGGAACUGACGCACAAGUUUAAGACAUCCGGGCGCAGCUCAGAGGAGGAAGACCAGCCAUCAUCCCCAGAUCAGACUGACAAGAUUGUGCAGGACAUCAGUGCCGCCGAGAAGAAGGAAAAGGAUGGCGUGACCUUCAGUCGGGUGACGACGAUUACCCGUCAAGAAGCCCGUGAUAUCACCGAGGACUUCCUGGAGUUCGAAAAACGCAGCCAACUUCCAGUAACUUCCACCACCGCAACAGUUCACGAGAAGUUCGUGGAGGAGGUUAAAGAGAAGACCAGCCCUCUGGCCUCAGUACCACAGGAAACCGUCAAAGAGGUCCAGCAAGUCAUAAGCGAGGUGACCGAAAUUGCUAGCAAGAAGGUUGAAAACAUUAUUAGCUCCUUUGAAAGUACCAAACCUGCGGAGGCUACUGCUAUCCUGCCAACUCAGUCUACUGUCGAAUCAUCAAAGGUCAGCGAGACCAUUAAAAACCUGGAGGAGGCCAAGACCGUGACUCAGGAGCAAGUGAAGCAUGUCCAAGUCAUCGAGAGCUCAAGUAUUGAGGAAACAAUUGCGGAAUUCGAAGCCAAAAAGGUUAAAUACGACUUCCAUGGCGGCGAGCCCAAAACCCAGAUCCCGAAGUUCACUCGUAAGCCCAGCGAUGACUCAAUGAAGCCCACAGCAGCGCCACGUGCUACAGUUGAGCCCGAGAUUGAUUCAGUCAUAGAGGCUAAGUCCGAGAAACCAAUCUCAAAAAUUCCAGUAAAGACAAUUACUACCGAAGCUCAGAAGGUUGGCGAAGCGGAUGCACGAAAGAUCACUCAAGACUUCUUGCAGGGCGAGAAACUAGCUGCCGAGCCCAAGGCAACUCCAGCUGCCAGCAAGAUUCCCAAGGUGGAGCCAAGAAAAUCAGUGGAGAAGCAGGUCGACCGGGAGUCAAAGAUCCUGGAUGAUGUUGUGGCCUCUACGGCAACCAUUAUGACCGCAGGUCUGGGUGACGAAAAGCUCAAGGAGAAACCCGUCGAACAGUCUGAGAUUAUCGCCAAGGCCGAGACUGUCACCGAAAAAGUAACCGAGCUGCUUGACACAUUCCACAAGAUCGAGGAGAAGGUUGUAAAGUCUGAGAAGACCUCCGAAGUUUCGAGCAAAUUGGAGGACUUAGUCAAGGUCGAAGACAAACCGCUAGCGCAGGUUCAACCGAAAGAGGAUAAGGUGGCUGAAAAGGUGGCCGAGGUCGUUGAAACAUUCCACAAGAUCGAGGAGCAGAUCACUACCGCCGAAGCUCGCAAGCUUACCCACGAUUUCCUUAGCAUGGAACAGCAAUCCCAACUGCCGAGCAUUCCACAAGCCUCUGAGAAACCCAUUGAAUCCAGUCUGACAUCCACGAGUGCAUCGGAACCGGAAUCAAUCAUCACAGUGAAAGCUUCACCGCCAGCCAGUAAGAUACCAGUGGUGGAGCCCAGAAAGUCCCUUAUCGAGGAAACUCCAAAGCCUUUGAUCCAACCUGAGCCUGUGAAGGCGACUGAAAAGAAACCUCUGAAUGAGCGACAGCUUACCGCUGAUUUCUUAAGCAUGGAGCAGCAAACGCAACUGUUUUCUGAGCCUGCCAAAACGCUUGUUGAUGAGGUGACGAAGGCCGCCGAGCAAAUUGUGGAGCAGCCCAAGCAGCCGAAGACACUUAAUGAACGUCAGCUUACAGAGGAUUUCCUGAUCAUGGAACAGCAGACACAACUGCCGUCAAAGGUCAUCAGCAGUGAAGCCAAGACCACAGAUAAACUUAUCGAUGGCAUUGAGUCAGCGGCUCCAGUAGGGGAUAAUGCAUCACCAUUCGACACUCCAAAGGUGACUACCAGUGUGGUGACCCAGGAGCCACAGCAUCUGGCGACUGAAUAUGAUAGUGACACCUUUGGCAAGCGGGCCACCGUUCCACUGAGAGAGUCUAUCAAAGAGGAGGGGCUAACUGCUCCAAUAUCCGUUGAGCCAAGAAAGUCACUGACCGAUGCCGAGUUCUGCAAGUCGGUUGGUGAAACUAUUACCAAGAAGAUGAGCGUGGGAGUGAUUGAAAUAUCCGAUGAGCUCAAGAAAAUGGAGAGCGAAAUUCCGCACUCCCAGACUCCACCACCCACCCCAAGUGACACAAAAACCGAUAAGCAGAACGAGGAGCCAGAACUGAUCAGCUUAGAACGUGAUUACCUGGCUGAUACGGUGACCACUCUGCACACAACCACAGAGUCGACCCUUGAACGCGUCUCUGCCAUUACCAAAAUUGAGCACUUCAGUGUUCAUAAUGUAAAAACCGAAACCUUUACAAGAACAGAUGAACCUGAUAAGCUGCUUAAUAGUGUGGUAGCUCUCCCCGAUAUUCCAAAAUUGUACUCACAAGACACUACCUCAUUUACAGAAAUGAGUACAAGUAGUCAAACCCCGAAGAUGACAACAACGACGACCCUGACAGCACAAAUAGAUCGCACCAAAGUAGACUUAACUAUUCCAGAGAAAGAUCAGCUGAAGAAGGAGCUAAAGGAUCAGCCCGCAGUAGAAGUAGAUGCAGAAGCAGAGAAAACUGCCAGUGAUAGGGAGUACUUAGAGCAAAUAAUGGGCUGUGGUGAUGUCAGACGCAAGAUAAUGCGUUUGGAAAGCAGUGGCAGCACAGAAUCAGUGGAUUCAAUUGGCAAGCAAACCGCUGUCACUCCCAAAUACAUAGGUGACAAUGUGCCAGUGGUGCGAGAGGUGGUGCAGAGCAUUGAGGAUAAGAUCUGCGGUACAGUGGUGUCGGCUAUUCCAUUUACAGUGCAGAAACGGCAGCCUCAUGAAGAUGAUAAAGAACCAGAUGUAGUAGAGCUAGAAAGGCAAAUACUUACGUCAGCUGAUUUGGCCCUGGAAAAGUUGACCAGGUGUGAGCCGCCCGCUGAGGUGGUAAAGAUUUCACCUAUAGAGGCCAUGGCUAUUGGCCUUAAAGAGAUUGAUGAAGAAGUUUGUGAAAAAGUUUGUGAGAAGCGCAAGUCCUUUGUGGUAGCUGAAGACUUAUAUAAAACGGAAAAGACUUUAACAGAACAGGUAAUAGAUUUAAAUAGGGAAGUAGAACAGGUACCUGCAAAGAUUUUAACUGAAGCUGUUGAGGAGCACUUAGACUUAGAAGAUACGGAUGUCAUAGAAGUUUUACCAAAGGUUAGGGAAGUCGUGCAGGACAUUGAACGGAGAUACCCCACUGCGAGUCUAGAGGCAAAGCCUUUUAGUCCUCGAAAACGAUCGACCCAAGACCGUAAAGCUGAUGUUUCGUCCAUAGACCAGCAGAUUUUAAGCGAAGCCGAUUUGAUUUUAGAUGGUUUGGGCUCUAAGCGCAUACCAGAAAAAGUGCAAACGCCCGUUUUUUCCACGGAAAAGACGAGCACCAGUACUGAAAACCUGGAAGACGUGUGUGAAAAGAAGUGCUCAAAGCGCACAAUCUCAGAUAUGGCAAAGGUCUUUGAAAGGCAAGGAGACGCAGAAAUUUUACCAACAGUUGAAAAUGUCAAGUCGACAACGGCCAAGUUCCUAGAGCAUGAGUCCGUAGUAUUCAAUAUAACGGAAAGUAUUAAAGAGUUCGAAGCCAAGAGUAUUUUACAUGAAGGACUAACGGAGAUUGCAGAAAGUCAAAUAAGGUUUUUAACAGAAUGUGAUAAACAAGAAUUUCCAUUAGAAUCUAUAAGGGAUACUAAACUCGUAGAAUUUCCAAAAAUUGCACACACCCUUGAACGAUUACAUUCCAUUUCCAAAUCUGACGUUCAGGAUACAAAGCAGUUUGUCCACGUAGCUAGUGAGCAUGAAGCGAAAAUGGAUAAACUCGUUUACCAGAGUGAACAACUAAUAGCACAAAAAGGUAACCAAAACCUAGAAAUGGAUGUUAAUGUCAAGUUUCCAACACACGAAAUACCAGACGAGCUUCAGAAGCACCAGUACUUGGCCACCAUUAACUCUGAACUGGCAACAAUGACUGACUACACGCAGAAUAAGUUUCCAUCUGAUGUGAAAACCUAUUUAGAUAACCAACCAAUUGAAAGUGAUAGUGACGAAGAGCUGGACAAUCUAAAAACAAUAAACAAACUAAAACAUUUGUCGAAAAUUGAGCAAGUAUCUAUUGUAGACUCAUCUAGGAUAGUCGACACUACUCAUAAUAAAGAAAUGACCAGGUUUCCGACAGCAAGCGUUAUACCCAGUGACUCUUAUGGCAAAUGCAAGUCAAAUGAGUCCGUAAUAACUAAUACAAAAGAAUAUUCCAAAAUUGAAAGUGGGGAACAGCUUGACAUUUCUAAACCUCAAAACAAGAAUGUUACACAGCCAACAGCUAGGGGAACUCCUUUUAUCAGUGAUGUGGAUAAAUCUCCUCUUCAAUCUGAUGAAAAACAAAAGUUUCCUGAGGAAAAAGACGAAAAGGUUCCAACUAAUCUAGAAGACAAGCCCAACUUACCAAUUGAAUCAGUAAAGCCUAGUCCAAAAGAGUAUUCGGACGAUGAAAGUGAUGAAGAGGUCACAAUUCCUAGGCCCCAAGACAAGCCUGUUAUCCAGCCAACUCCUUCGAUAACUCCUUUAAUCAGUGGAGCAGAUAAAUCACCUCUUCAACCCGAUGACAAACCAAAGUCUCUUGAGCAAAAAGACGAAAAGGUCCCAACUAAUCUAGAAGACAGGCCCAAAUCACCGAUUGAAUCAGUAAAGCCUUGUCCAAAAGAGUAUUCUGACGAUGAAAGUGAAGAAGAGUUCACAAUUCCUAGGCCCCAAGACAAACCUGUUAGUGAACCAACUCCGUCGGUAACUCCUUUCACUAGCGCUUCAGAUAAAAUCCUUCUUAAAGAUGACCUAAAGCCCAAGGAAGUUACCACAUUCAAGGCCGAAGAAACCUUAACCACAAUUCAAUCCAGCAUUAAAUCCGCAAGCACUAUUGUUGAAUCGGUAGACAGCAAGAUCAGCAAACCUUUAGAUCCUUUUGCAUUCUUGAAAGAUGAUAAGAUCCCAACUUCAUUAGGUGACAAGCCCAAGUCCCCCAUUGAGACAGUUAAGACUAUUCCAAAAGAGUAUUCGGACGAUGAAUGUAACGAAGAGUUCGGAAUACCUAGGCCCCAAGACAAACCUGUUAGUAAACCAACUCCUUCGGUAACUCCUUCCACUAGCGCUUCAGAUAAAAUCCUUGUUGAAGAUGACAUAAGGCCCAAGGAAGUUACCACUUUCAAGGCCGAAGAAACUUUAACCACAAUUCAAUCCAGCAUUAAGUCCGCAAGCACUAUUGUUGAAUCGGUAGACAGCAAGGUCAACAAACCUUUAGAUCCUUUUGCAAUCUUGAUAGAUGAUAAGAUCCCAACUUCAUUAGUAGACAAACCCAAGUCUCCCAUUGAGACAGUUAAGACCACUCCAAAAGAGUAUUCGGACGAUGAAAGUGACGAAGAUUUCGGAAUUCCUAGGCCCCAAGACAAGCCUGUUACCCAGCCAACUCCUUCGAUAGCUCCUUUAAUCAGUGUGGAAGAUAAAUCACCUCUUCAACCCGAUGACAAACCAAAGACUCUUGAGCAAAAAGAUGAAAAGGUCCCAACUAAUCUAGAAGACAAGCCCAUAUCACCGAUUCAACCGGUAAAGCCUAGUCCAACACAGUAUUCUGUCGAUGAAAGUGAUGAAGAGUUCACAAUUCCUAGGCCCCAAGACAAACCUGUUAGUGAACCAACUCCUUCGGUAACUCCUUUCACUAGCGCUUCAGAUAAAAUCCUUCUUAAAGAUGACCUAAAGCCCAAGGAAGUUACUACUUUCAAGGCCGAAGAACCUUUAACCACAAUUCAAUCCAGCGUUAAGUCCGCAAUCACUAUUGUUGAAUCGGUAGACAGCAAGAUCAGCAAACCUUUAGAUCCUUUUGCAAUCUUGAAAGAUGAUAAGAUCCCAACUUCAUUAGAAGACAAGCCCAAGUCCCCCUUUAAGACACUUAAGACCAUUCCAAAAGAGUAUUCGGACGAUGAAAGUGACGAAGAGUUCGGAAUUCCUAGGCCCCAAGACAAGCCUGUUACUCAGCCAAUUCCUUCGAUAGCUUCGUUAAUCAGUGGGGCAGAUAAAUCACCUCUUCAACCUUAUGACAAACCAAAGUCUCUUGAGCAAAAAGACGAAAAGGUCCCAACUAAUGUAGAAGACAAGCCCAAAUCACCGAUUGAAUCAGUAAAGCCUAGUCCAAAAGAGUAUUCUGACGAUGAAAGUGAUGAAGAGUUCACAAUUCCUAGGCCCCAAGACAAACCUGUUAGUGAACCAACUCCGUCGGUAACUCCUAUUACUAGCGCUUCAGAUAAAAUCCUUCUUAAAGAUGACCUAAAGCCCAAGGAAGUUACCACUUUCAAGGCCGAAGAAACUUUAACCACAAUUCAAUCCAACAUUAAGUCCGCAAGCACCAUUGUUGAAUCGGUAGACAGCAAGAUCAGCAAACCCUUAGACCCUUUUACAAUCUUGAAAGACGAUAAGAUCCCAACUUUAUUAGAUGACAAGCCCAAGACCCCCAUUGAGACAGUUAAGACCAUUCCAAAAGAGUAUUCGGACGAUGAAAGUGACGAAGAGUUUGGAAUUCCUAGGCCCCAAGACAAGCCUGUUACUCAGCCAACUCCUUCGAUAGCUCCGUUAAUCAGUGGGGCAGAUAAAUCACCUCUUCAACCCGAUGACAAACCCAAGUCUCUUGAGCAAGAAGACGAAAAGGUCCCAACUAAUGUAGAAGACAAGCCCAAAUCACCGAUUCAACCGGUAAAGCCUAGUCCAAAACAGUAUUCUGUCGAUGAAAGUGAUGAAGAGUUCACAAUUCCUAGGCCCCAAGACAAGCCUGUUAGUAAACCAACUCCGUCGGUAACUCCUUUUACUAGCGCUUCAGAUAAAAUCCUUCUUAAAGAUGACCUAAAGCCCAAGGAAGUUACCACUUUCAAGGCCGAAGAAACUUUAACCACAAUUCAAUCCAGCUUUAAAACCGCAAGCACCAUUGUUGAAUCGGUAGACAGCAAGAUCAGCAAACCUUUAGAUCAUUUUGCAAUCUUGAAAGAUGAUAAGAUCCCAACUUCAUUAGAUGACAAGCCCAAGUCCCCCAUUGAGACAGUUAAGACCAUUCCAAAAGAGUAUUCGGACGAUGAAAGUGAAGAAGAGUUCAGAAUUCCUAGGCCCCAAGACAAGCCUGUUAGCCAGCCAACUCCUUCGAUAGCUCCUUUAAUCAGUGUGGAAGAUAAAUCACCUCUUCAACCCGAUGACAAACCAAAGUCCCUUGAUCAAAAAGACGAAAAGGUCCCAACUAAUGUAGAAGACAAGCCCAAGUCACCGAUUGAAUCAGUAAAGCCUAGUCCAAAAGAGUAUUCUGACGAUGAAAGUGAUGAAGAGUUCACAAUUCCUAGGCCCCAAGACAAACCUGUAAGUGAACCAACUCCGUCGGUAACUCCUUUCACUAGCGCUUCAGAUAAAAUCCUUCUUAAAGAUGACCUAAAGCCCAAGGAAGUUACCACUUUCAAGGCCGAAGAAACUUUAACCACAAUUCAAUCCAACAUUAAGUCCGCAAGCACCAUUGUUGAAUCGGUAGACAGCAAGAUCAGCAAACCUUUAGACCCUUUUACAAUCUUGAAAGACGAUAAGAUCCCAACUUCAUUAGAUGACAAGCCCAAGUCCCCCUUUGAGACAGUUAAGACCAUUCCAAAAGAGUAUUCGGACGAUGAAAGUGUCGAAGAGUUCGGAAUUCCUAGGCCCCAAGACAAGCCUGUUACUCAGCCAACUCCUUCGAUAGCUCCUUUAAUCAGUGUGGAAGAUAAAUCACCUCUUCAACCCGAUGACAAACCAAAGUCCCUUGAUCAAAAAGACGAAAAGGUCCCAACUAAUGUAGAAGACAAGCCCAAGUCACCGAUUGAAUCAGUAAAGCCUAGUCCAAAAGAGUAUUCUGACGAUGAAAGUGAUGAAGAGUUCACAAUUCCUAGGCCCCAAGACAAACCUGUAAGUGAACCAACUCCGUCGGUAACUCGUUUCACUAGCGCUUCAGAUAAAAUCCUUCUUAAAGAUGACCUAAAGCCCAAGGAAGUUACUACUUUCAAGGCCGAAGAACCUUUAACCACAAUUCAAUCCAGCGUUAAGUCCGCAAUCACUAUUGUUGAAUCGGUAGACAGCAAGAUCAGCAAACCUUUAGAUCCUUUUGCAAUCUUGAAAGAUGAUAAGAUCCCAACUUCAUUAGAUGACAAGCCCAAGUCCCCCUUUGAGACAGUUAAGACCAUUCCAAAAGAGUAUUCGGACGAUGAAAGUGUCGAAGAGUUCGGAAUUCCUAGGCCCCAAGACAAGCCUGUUACUCAGCCAACUCCUUCGAUAGCUCCGUUAAUCAGUGGGGCAGAAAAAUCACCUCUUCAACCCGAUGACAAACCAAAGUCUCUUGAGCAAGAAGACGAAAAGGUCCCAACUAAUGUAGAAGACAAGCCCAAAUCACCGAUUCAACCGGUAAAGCCUAGUCCAAAACAGUAUUCUGUCGAUGAAAGUGAUGAAAAGUUCACAAUUCCUAGGCCCCAAGACAAACCUGUUAGUAAAACAACUCCGUCGGUAACUCCUUUUACUAGCGCUUCAGAUAAAAUCCUUCUUAAAGAUGACCUAAAGCCCAAGGAAGUUACCACUUUCAAGGCCGAAGAAACUUUAACCACAAUUCAAUCCAACAUUAAGUCCGCAAGCACCAUUGUUGAAUCGGUAGACAGCAAGAUCAGCAAACCUUUAGACCCUUUUACAAUCUUGAAAGAUGAUAAGAUCCCAACUUCAUUAGAUGACAAGCCCAAGUCCCCCAUUGAGACAGUUAAGACCAUUCCAAAAGAGUAUUCGGACGAUGAAAGUGACGAAGAGUUCGGAAUUCCUAGGCCCCAAGACAAGCCUGUUACUCAGCCAAUUCCUUCGAUAGCUUCGUUAAUCAGUGGGGCAGAUAAAUCACCUCUUCAACCUGAUGACAAACCAAAGUCUCUUGAGCAAAAAGACGAAAAGGUCCCAACUAAUGUAGAAGACAAGCCCAAAUCACCGAUUGAAUCAUUAAAGCCUAGUCCAAAAGAGUAUUCUGACGAUGAAAGUGAUGAAGAGUUCACAAUUCCUAGGCCCCAAGACAAACCUGUAAGUGAACCAACUCCGUCGGUAACUCCUUUCACUAGCGCUUCAGAUAAAAUCCUUCUUAAAGAUGACCUAAAGCCCAAGGAAGUUACCACUUUCAAGGCCGAAGAAACUUUAACCACAAUUCAAUCCAACAUUAAGUCCGCAAGCACCAUUGUUGAAUCGGUAGACAGCAAGAUCAGCAAACCUUUAGACCCUUUUACAAUCUUGAAAGACGAUAAGAUCCCAACUUUAUUAGAUGACAAGCCCAAGACCCCCAAUGAGACAGUUAAGACCAUUCCAAAAGAGUAUUCGGACGAUGAAAGUGACGAAGAGUUUGGAAUUCCUAGGCCCCAAGACAAGCCUGUUACUCAGCCAACUCCUUCGAUAGCUCCGUUAAUCAGUGGGGCAGAUAAAUCACCUCUUCAACCCGAUGACAAACCAAAGUCUCUUGAGCAAGAAGACGAAAAGGUCCCAACUAAUGUAGAAGACAAGCCCAAAUCACCGAUUCAACCGGUAAAGCCUAGUCCAAAACAGUAUUCUGUCGAUGAAAGUGAUGAAGAGUUCACAAUUCCUAGGCCCCAAGACAAACCUGUUAGUAAACCAACUCCGUCGGUAACUCCUUUUACUAGCGCUUCAGAUAAAAUCCUUCUUAAAGAUGACCUAAAGCGCAAGGAAGUUACCACUUUCAAGGCCGAAGAAACUUUAACCACAAUUCAAUCCAGCUUUAAGUCCGCAAGCACCAUUGUUGAAUCGGUAGACAGCAAGAUCAGCAAACCUUUAGAUCCGUUUGCAAUCUUGAAAGAUGAUAAGAUCCCAACUUCAUUAGAUGACAAGCCCAAGUCGCCCUUUGAGACAGUUAAGACCAUUCCAAAAGAGUAUUCGGACGAUGAAAGUGACGAAGAGUUCGGAAUUCCUAGGCCCCAAGACAAGCCUGUUACUCAGCCAACUCCUUCGAUAGCUCCGUUAAUCAGUGGGGCAGAAAAAUCACCUCUUCAACCCGAUGACAAACCAAAGUCUCUUGAGCAAGAAGACGAAAAGGUCCCAACUAAUGUAGAAGACAAGCCCAAAUCACCGAUUCAACCGGUAAAGCCUAGUCCAAAACAGUAUUCUGUCGAUGAAAGUGAUGAAGAGUUCACAAUUCCUAAGCCCCAAGACAAACCUGUUAGUGAACCAACUCCGUCUGUAACUCCUUUUACUAGCGCUUCAGAUAAAAUCCUUCUUAAAGAUGACCUAAAGCCCAAGGAAGUUACCACUUUCAAGGCCGAAGAAACUUUAACCACAAUUCAAUCCAGCUUUAAGUCCGCAAGCACCAUUGUUAAAUCGGUAGACAGCAAGAUCAGCAAACCUUUAGAUCAUUUUGCAAUCUUGAAAGAUGAUAAGAUCCCAACUUCAUUAGAUGACAAGCCCAAGUCCCCCAUUGAGACAGUUAAGACCAUUCCAAAAGAGUAUUCGGACGAUGAAAGUGAAGAAGAGUUCGGAAUUCCUAGGCCCCAAGACAAGCCUGUUACCCAGCCAACUCCUUCGAUAGCUCCUUUAAUCAGUGUGGAAGAUAAAUCACCUCUUCAACCCGAUGACAAACCAAAGUCCCUUGACCAAAAAGACGAAAAGGUCCCAACUAAUCUAGAAGACAAGCCCAAAUCACCGAUUGAAUCAGUAAAGCCUAGUCCAAAAGAGUAUUCUGACGAUGAAAGUGAUGAAGAGUUCACAAUUCCUAGGCCCCAAGACAAACCUGUUAGUGAACCAACUCCUUCGGUAACUCCUUUCACUAGCCCUUCAGAUAAAAUCCUUCUUAAAGAUGACCUAAAGCCCAAGGAAGUUACCACUUUCAAGGCCGAAGAAACUUUAACCACAAUUCAAUCCAGCAUUAAGUCCGCAAGCACUUUUGUUGAAUCGGUAGACAGCAAGAUCCGCAAACCUUUAGAUCCUUUUACAAUCUUGAAAGACGAUAAGAUCCCAACUUCAUUAGAUGACAAGCCCAAGUCCCCCCUUGAGACAGUUAAGACCAUUCCAAAAGAGUAUUCGGACGAUGAAAGUGACGAAGAGUUCGGAAUUCCUAGUCCCCAAGACAAGCCUGUUGCCCACCCAACUCCUUCGAUAGCUCCGUUAACCAGUGUGGAAGAUAAAUCACAUCUUCAACCCGAUGACAAACCAAAGUCUCUUGAGCAAAAAGACGAAAAGGUCCCAACUAAUGUAGAAGACAAGCCCAAAUCACCGAUUGAAUCAGUAAGGCCUAGUCCAAAAGAGUAUUCUGACGAUGAAAGUGAUGAAGAGUUCACAAUUCCUAGGCCCCAAGACAAACCUGUUAGUGAACCAACUCCGUCGGUAACUCCUUUCACUAGCGCAUCAGAUAAAAUCCUUCUUAAAGAUGACCUAAAGCCCAAGGAAGUUACUACUUUCAAGGCCGAAGAAACUUUAACCACAAUUCAAUCCAGCAUUAAGUCCGCAAGCACUUUUGUUGAAUCGGUAGACAGCAAGAUCAGUAAACCUUUAGAUCCUUUUGCAAUCUUGAAAUAUGAUAAGAGCUCAUCUUCAUUAUAUGACAAGCCCAAAUCCCCCAUUGAGACAGUUAAAAACAUUCCAAAAGAGUAUUCGGACGAUGAAAGUGACGAAGAUUUCGGAAUUCCUAGGCCCCAAGACAAGCCUGUUACUCAGCCAACUCCUUUGAUAGCUCCGUUAAUCAGUGAGGCAGAUAAAUCACCUCUUCAACCCGAUGACAAACCAAAGUCUCUUGAGCAAGAAGACGAAAAGGUCCCAACUAAUCUAGAAGACAAGCCCAAAUCACCGAUUCAACCAGUAAAGCCUAGUCCAAAAGAGUAUUCGGACGAUGAAAGUGACGAAGAGUUCGGAAUUCCUAGGCCCCAAGACAAGCCUGUUACCCACCCAACUCCUUCGACAGCUCCUUUAAUCAGUGUGGAAGAUAAAUCACCUUUUCAACCCGAUGACAAACCAAAGACCCUUGUGCAAAAAGACGAAAAGGUCCCAACUAAUCUAGAAGACAAGCCCAAAGCACCGAUUCAAACGGUAAAGCCUAGUCCAAAAGAGUAUUCUGUCGAUGAAAGUGAUAAAGAAAUCACAAUUCCUAGGCCCCAAGACAAACCUGUUAGUGAACCAACUCCUUCGGUAACUCCUUUCACUAGCGCUUCAGAUAAAAUCCUUGUUAAAGAUGACAUAAGGCCCAAGGAAGCUACCACUUUCAAGGCCGAAGAAACUUUGAGCACAAUUCAAUCCAGCACUAAAUCCGCAAGCACUAUUGUUGAAACGGUAGAUAGCAAGAUCAGCAAACCUGUAGAUCCUUUUGCAAUCUUAAAAGAUGAUAAGAUCCCAACUUCAUUGGGAGACAAAUCCAAGUCCCCAGUGGAGACAGUAAAGCCCAUUCCAAAAGAGUAUUCGGACGAUGAAAGUGACGAAGAGUUCAGAAUUUCUAAGCCCCAAGACAAGCCUGCUACCAAGUCCACUCCUUUGAGAGCUCCGUUAAUCAGUGGGUCAGAUAAGUCACAACUUCACCCUGGUGACAAGCCCAAGUCUCUUGAGCAAAAAAACGAAAAGGUCCCAACUAGUCUAGAAUACAAGCCCAAGUCACCAAUUGAGUUUGACGAUGAAAGCAACAAAGAGUUUAAUGUUCCUAGGACUAAAGAAAAACCUGUUAAUGAACCAACUCCUUCCGCUAUUCCUUUGACUAGAGCUUCAGAAAUCCCUCUUAAAGGUGACGUAAUCCCGAAUGCACCCCUUACCAAGCCCUUUCCACAGGAUGCGAUGAUUACUAUUCCAAAGAAACAAGUGAUUCAUGAGACUGCCGAAGAAAUUAGAUCAGUUCAACAGAUUGUGGAGGAUACCAUUAGAGCUGGUGAUGCUGAGGUACAAAAAAUUGUGGACGAAACACUUAAGAGUAUUCAACAUUCUAGAAACUUGUGCAAUUUUAAGGAUCAGGUUGUAGGUGAAGAAAGAUCGGUGGAAGCAAUUGUCGAAGAAACACUUAAGAGUGCAAAGUUAAACGUUGAUAUUUGUAGGGAAGAUAAACUGUGUUCCACUAAUACAAAUAAAAUGGAUGCAAAAGAAGUUCGUCCGGUUGCAUACUUUGUAAAUUUGGACGAUGCACAGAAUUCGGUAACUCCCGCUAAGAAACAAGUUGUCAAAGCUCAACCGAAAAAAGUAACUAAGUUAGAUUCUGGGAAAAUAGAAAGGGAUGCCAGCAUUAAAUCGACGACUAAAACUACCAUUAGCAAACGAUCAGUUGGGGUUAAAGAAAAACCUAAGAAAGAUGUUAAAUCAACACCUGUUUUGCCAGCUAAAGGAAAGACACCCACUAUUAAGCAAACACCAAUUAGGAAAGCAAUAGCUACUGACAAAACGAAACUACCAAACAAAACCGAGUCAAGACGUUCAGUAACAAGCUCAACUUCGACUACCACGAGUUCAGCCUCCGCUACGAGUCGCGUAAUAAGCGAAAUACAUUUCGAGCGGUCUGCAAGCCCUGCGUCGAGUUCCAUUUUCUACGAGAGUCAUCCGCAAGGUGAAGGCAGCCGUUCUACUACCCCCAGACCUAGGGUUAAGACUGACGUGACACAAAUACCCUACCAUACUUCAAUUCGAUCAUUCAGCCCCCAACCAAAAACCACAAAGUCAGACAAGAAAACUUUGAAACAAAGUAAAACUACUGCCCCUCGAUCUACCAAAGAGCUUACAGAGAAGAGUUCAAAGAAAACUGAGAGAAUCGGCAGCCAAGAGCUCGUUGAGAAAAGGAAAACCCCUACACCGUCUGCCACCCACAGAUACAUGCAGCCCACCCUGGCCCACAGCAUGCGAUACGGAUUAAGUGGAGAUGGAGACGUUGGGCAGAGUGUCUCGCCAGCACCGCCAAAGUCCCCAGCCCCACCCAAAUCGCCGGCUCCGGCCAAACCCAAAACUACUCAACGAACACCUUCUAUAACAAGUGCCUUGACCAAGUCCACAUCCCAGAUAACAAGGCAAAAGAACACGAUUGCCGAGAAGAAACCAACACAACCACGUUCCCAGAUUAAGAGAGGCUCACAGAGUGAUAGCAAGGAGUCCCUGAAGAAAAGCACCGACCGCCUAUAUAAAAGACAAACAUCCAAAGAAAACAAGCAAACAAACGUGAUAGGCUCCAAGAGCCAAGCAACCAAAAGCAUGAAGACACAAUCAGCUAAUUCAGCCAAGACACUUGCCUACAGAACUUCCAUAGAGACCGAAAGCAAGCUUCAAAAGAAGACCACAGCCACUAUACAGCGCACCAAAGUUCCGAUUAGCGUGUCUUCCAGUGCAAGGACUGUAGCAAAGCUAAGCAAGAGUGAUGACACCGAAAAGAGACCUCAGGUAGACAAUAAGAAAACAGUUAAGCGAUCGGUAAGCAAGACAAGUGAAGGCGACGGCACUACGGCUACCACCACCAAAUCAACCAGAACCGUGCAAAGCUCCAUGGAGCCCAAGCUGCAAAAAAAGAUAAAGGACACAAUGAACGAGUCCAGUUCGAACUCCGGUAGCGGCACCACCAGUGCCAGUGGCUCCUCGAACAGUACGCGGCGAAGUGUGCGAUCCGUAAGCACAGUUAGCCGAAAAACGGACAAGGACCUGACAAACAUUCGGCGGGCAGCGGGUGCUGUCGCCGCGACAUCAACAUCGACCGUACGGGUGCAUCGGGAACCAACUGCAACCACCGGCGCUGUUAGCACCGUGCUCGUUGAUGACGACUGUGAGGUGAUAACCAUACGUUCCAUUAAAUCAAGCGAUAGUACAAAAAGUUCUACCUCAUCAUCCUCCGGUAGCGGCAGCAACAGUCGCAAGGUGCUAACCAGCGAGGUAUUCACUAAAACCUUCGGCCCCGACAGGCCGCUCGAGGUGGUCUACCGACAGCCCGAGUUUGAUGUAGAACACCACACCAUUAUGUCCGUGCGUCCGCCCUCCACCACUAGCAGCGAUCAGCAGCGGUGCAUCAACGAGUUCGAUGUUAGCUUCAUCGACACCACCGACUCCAGUCUAUCCGACUCCGUUGCCUUGCCCAUGUUUGGCUCCGGCGAUCCGGAGCGUCUGUUGGCCGCCAGUCCCGGUUCGCCCAAACCGACCCGCAGCCCCCUGGCCCUCAUAGAGGAGACCCUGCGCCGCCAGCAACAGCACCACCACCAUCAUCAGCACCACCACCACAGUAGCGUUGUUACACCCGGUGGUGCUGCUGCCCUCGAUCCUUCUCUGCCGAUGCAAGUGGCUUUUGGAGAGAGUCAACGUGAGGCGGAGGUAGAGAUGGAGAAGAGCAGCACUUCAAGAGAAACCCUUCAAGAAAAGAAAGUAGACCUAUCCAUUCUGGAUACAGCAAAGAUCUCACAAGAAAUUGGUGAUGUUAAAGUUGGUGGUGGUGAUGAUGAUGGUGAUGGCGAAGGCGAAGAUCUUGUGGCACGUAUUCGCGAGGAAGCCAAUAUUCUGGUGGAUCGCGUGAUUGAAGAGAGUGUCGAGAUCAUUGAGAGUCACGGUCAUCAGGCCAAUGGCCACGAGCUCGCUAAGCUGGAUUACAACUCAGAAAGUGAGAACUAUGCCAUUACAUGCGACGAUAUCGGCGGCGUCGAUGUUAUCAAAUCGCCCACCAUUGAGUCCAUGUCGGGCAAGUCGUUUGACGACAACAUGAGCUUCACCGACGAGCACAUACAUUUACCCUUGCAUGCCCAGAACACGACCACCACCAUGACAACGACAAUUACCACUCAGUUCCAACAGCAGCAGUCCCAGGUGCAGCUGCCCCAAGCCGUUGCCCAGGCUGCUGCCACAAGCACAUCGGCGGCAAAAGAUCCAGUACCAGUACUCGAAUCCCUAGCUGAACCUGUACCCGAACCCUUAGAGAGUAGUCGAGAACAGGCCAAAGAAGAGAGUGAGACGCGAGCGAGGCGCAUUGAUCGGAAGAUCGAGAAACUAUCCACGGACAUGGACGAUGUGAGCGCCAAGUUCGAUGAGGCCUUUGAGAUGUCGGUGCCCGAGGACGAAAUUAGUGCUCUUCAGGGAGACUUUUCAAAACUUAGCUGGGAUGACAGCGUGUCCCCAACAACCAAUACCAUGGCCGAUAUGGCCCAGAACCAAAUUACACCAGAUAACGAUGUUCAAGAUCUCACCGCAGAAACAGGCGGCGAUUUACCAAUCUCAAGUGAAACCGAAACCACUCCCGUACCACCGUCGAAAGAAUCGGAAACUAAAACCGAAACUGAGCCGACGGUAGAAUCCAAUGCAUUCACUACCACCAGCCACGAUACACCCACACCAAAACCACGAGUACUCAAAGCAAGCUCCCCAGUCUCUGAAGGCACCGAAAGCACUACCAUUCCUGGCCCAGUGCCUAAGCCCGAAAUACCGAUUGAUCUUAGUUUUGAUGCCGCCGGACCGGUUCCGAAGCCACGUGCUCCCAUUAAGCACACGGAACCCUUUGAAAACCUAGCUGCCCUAGCUGAGCAGUCCGAUAGCAUUAGUCUGAGGAGCUUUGAAUUUACCGAGGAUAUUUCCAAGACGGACGAGCCUUCCACAGAGCUCUCCAUCCGAUCCCAACUUCGCGAUAUAGUCACAACCACGACCACUGCUUCAGAGGAUCAUACCGAAAGCUUUGAGCCAACAAGUGAGAUUUCCGUCGAUGAUGCCGACACUGAAAAAUCUGAAGGCGCCGAAAAGACCACUAGCUUCUAUAUUGGGGAAUCUAGCCGUAACGUUAUCAUCAAGACCUCGACAAGAUCCGCAAGUGUUACACCACAAGAAGAAGAAGCCCAGGGCGAAAUUGGUAUCGAUGCCAAGGAUAUUUCUUUAAUGAAGGAGGUAUCCGUCGAUUCUGAUGAGGCCAACGAUGUUUUCAAGGAGUAUGUCACAAUGAAACCAGACGAUGCUGCUGCAGUGGACAGCAAGAUAACCAGACAAGGUUCGGAAACUAGAAAUGAUAUACUCGAAUUUGAGAACGCCGAUAAGGACAAGACAAGCGAACCGAAACUUUCCAAGGUGACCACUGAGGAAAGCUUAACCACGUCCACCGGAUCCAGCGGUCGUGCCAUUAUUGAAAUUGCACCUUCUAGCAGCGAAGAUCCCGAUGAGUCCAGCAAGGAGAUUCCGGAAAUAGUAAAUACAAUCUCCGAAAAGACGGCUUCCACCGAUCGAUUUGAAUUGCCUUUGGAAAAGAGUGAGUGGGAAACAUCAGAAAAGGAAAUUCCAACAGCGGGAAAGCCAAAAGUAGUUCAUUCGCCACAACAGCCCCAAGAAACAGACACAAAGAGUACGAUGGACAAGUCCCUUGCAGGUGAAGUUUUUGCCGAAGAGCAGGAAUUUGGGGAACUGCAGAAAAGGGAGUACAAGAGCUCGAUGGACACCAAAGAUUCAUUCGAGAAGACAACAUCAGAAUUUGGAUUCAGUACCAUGCCGCAAGGAUUUACAACCACUACUGAGACCGAGGAUAUAUCAUCAUUUAUUGGCAUACCCGAGGGAAGCAUGCAAACUUCAACAUUAGAUAGUACACAGCCUCCCGAAGGUCUGUUUGAUACCACAAUCAAGGAGACCCUCAAUAAGCAAGCAGCAAUGGCCCACUAUUCCCAGGAUGUUUUUGGCAAAGGGGAGAGACGUGAUGAUCACGGUUCCCUAGGUUUCAUUUCCACCGGUACAGCUGAAGAGCUAAGCUCCAUGGAAGAACACAUGGCAAAGGAGGAGCAGGCCUCCCUGGGCUUCGUUUCCACUGAAACCGCAGAAGACUUUAGCUCUAUGGAAGAUUACUUCUCCAAAAAAUUGGCCAUUGCCAGUGUGGUAGCAGAUGAAGUUGCUACCGACAAAUCAAUCACCACCAGCACAUUUGAGGAGCUCUCUUCGGAUCAAUCCAUGAAACCAAUCGACGUUGUGGUGCAUCGUCUUAAGACCGAGUCAUCGCCGGAUUCCAUCAACCGUUGGUCUAUUCCGGAUGUAGACACCUCAAGUUCCAGCGAUAGUUUCCACAAAAGCUUCGACAAGACCCAGAGUCGACCUCUGUCCUCAGAUAUGGAAAACCUAAUGACAGCCACUGGCACAGGUACUGGUACCUCAAGUGAGUAUCAAACUGCCCGGGAAUUUAGCACCACUGGUCGCACAGAGGGAACCGAAUAUAUUAGUGCAGUCAGUACCCUUGGCAGUAGUAGUCUAGACUCUCAUUCAGAGACUUCGGCCAACUUUGCCAGCAUUGAUGUUUCCGAACUGUCGGAAACGCUAGUGGCCUCCUCCGCUGAAGCAGAAGCCUUUGAAGCUGAUGAGAUGUCACGACUGCGUGAUCUUCGGGAUGAUGACGAGGACAGUGAUGAGAGCGUCGAACUGCCUGGAACUGCUUAUCCAACCAGCGAGCAGCAGAGCCUGAUGAAACGAUCUCAGGAAAUGAUUUUCAAGCCCAAGGCUGAGGAGGAAGAGGCACUGCCUAUUGAGGUUGUGCAAAUCGAAGAAUAUCUCAAGCCCAAAGAGGCCGAACGCACGUGGGGCUUAGCCUAUCCUCUAGAAGAUAGCAAGGCAGACAGCCCGCGGGAAAGCGAAAAGGGCGAGGACAUUCUAUUGUAUCACGGAGACCCACGUCGGUCCAUUGACGAGUCCAAAUUAGCCUCCAGCUUAGACGAAGGCAGCAUUCUUUCGGUUAGCAUGUCCAGCACAUCCAACAUUGAUACUGUUGUAGAGAACUUUGAUGAUAUUAUUGGAUCGGCGGGAUCUUCCUCGCUGACCGGCAUCGAAGGUUUCCAGUAUGGCCAUGAUGAGUCGAUUCCAUCUGCCUCAGUACCCGAAGAUGCCACAUUUAUGCUGGAAAUGGACAGCAAGGAGCAUUCGCCGCAGGAUUCUAAUGCCAGUACACCACCAGGAGGAGAAUCAAAACGUCGGGGACACAAGCGAAAUGAGAGCAUCUCGGGGGAUGCGUUGAAGAACUUAGACAAGGAGGUGGCCCUACUGGGAGAAGGCAAGGAAUCAGAAAGCGAGUCCGACACGGAUCCGUACGAGUCAGAAUACGCUCGCCAGUUCCGUUCUCCCAAAGAACGAAAGAGCAAAAAAAAGAAGCAGGCUGCAGCCGAAAUGGAUCACAGUGGUGAACUGGAGAAGCGUCCGUUUACCCCUUCCCAGCUGGUGGCCGAAGUAAUCGUGGAGGAUAGUGCCACAGAGGAGCUGGAGGCAGAGGCAGCUAUGAUCGAAGAGCGUCGACCUUCACAGAACAUGCAAGACUACUCAAACAUACCCGACAUAAUGGUCACUGAGGACAUCAAGUCACCCAUCUUGGAGGAGGAGACGGACGAGUUCCCCGAAAAGAUUCUCUACAAGGUCCGCACCGAGGAGGAGUUGCACAAGGCCAGCGAUACCUCGGUGUACCAGAAGGCCAAGGCCGAGGAGAAGGAGCAGGACUUUCAAAGAAGAGUACAGGAACAGUACCGCCAAAAGCUCGAAGAGCUAAAGCGGGCUGAGAUUGGAGCCGAAUACGAUGACCACAAGGCUCCCGACUCGCCAGACUCCUUCGAAAUGGUUGAACAACCCGAUAUCUCGGAUGAGUUUGUGAUCAUUGAAGAAGUGGCGAAGGAGGCCAACGAGGUGGACCUUGGAGGUCAGAGCAUCAAAAUUAAGCCAACGAAGUACGAGCAGAAGCACGAUGAAGAUGUUGAAAAGAUCAUCAUUAAGUCAGCGCCAGCAGAUCCCAAGCUGGGUUCACAACUCUACAAGGACGAUCUGAACUUCGAGUUCGAGGAGAGUCCACCGACGGCAGCCAGCAGCAGUAGCGAGCAGCAGGAGGAGAGUGACUCCAGCGAAACUGCAGCUGCCAACAAGCGCUGGGUAGAGAUGCAGUUGACGGAUAACCAGCUACGGUACCCUUACGAUCUAGCCGGAGCCGUACUGGAGGACAUUAAGGAGGAAGACGGCGAGUUCGAGGUGGGCAGCAGUCGCAUCAGCAGUUUUAAGGACUCCUUCUCCAGCACGCCGGAGUACGAUGUGGCAGCUCGUCGUUAUCAUUCCCGUGGCGAGCACGAUGAUGUCUCGAUGAGUAGUCUGCAGGAGUUCGAAUCUCUGGAGCAGGCCAUUUCGCUAGAGAAUCGGAAUCGCACUCACCAAGGCUCUACGGACUCGAGCAAUGGAAGUUUCACCCGCCGGUAUGUGGUUCGUCACAGUGCUAGUGGAGCUGCCCCUGGUGACGAUGUAUCGGUCUCCAGUCUGAAGGAUUUCGAGGGUCUCGAGAAUGCCUGCAUUGAAGCCCACCUGAUAGAGAUCAAGGCUAGGGAGGAAGCCGCGCUGCUUUCACGCUCUGACGAGUCCAACAAAUCGAAUGGCAGUGACAAAGGAGCCACGGGUAAUGUGGUGGUAACCAAGGUCACGCGAACCGUAACCCGCACCGAAGUGGUGCCCUCCAGUCAGGCGGAGAACAUCGAAGCCCUGCUCAAGCACAAGUUGGAGCGCGAUGAAGGAUCCGCCCAAGUGAAAGUAACCGACGUGAGCACCACAGAGUUGGAGCCCAAGUCGAAGAUCGACAGUCAGGAUUCGGAGAAGGACAGCAUCGAUAGCAUGGAGAUUAGCAAGAGCCACGAUAUGAUGACUAGCAGCAUAGAGAGCUUUGACAUUUCCAAGGAUGCCACCACGAGAUCGGACAUUGACUCCCUGGAGAUCGACAAGCGGCACUCGCGACAGGAGAGCAUAGAGUCCUUUGGCGAUGAGCAAUUGGAUCUGAUGAGCAAGUUCGUCAGCAGCGGAGGAGUUACACUGGGAGAUGGUCUGACCACGACCACAACCACCACCACCACCAGCACCGAUGCCGAUGGACAUGAGCACACGGAGACUAGGGUGAUAACCACAACAACGACCGUGGGCGGUGGCAUUCAGGAGCUCCCGAUGGAUGAGUCCGGAAUGUCAAAGGACGUUUCGGUGGAUUCCCUGAACCUUUGCAUGGAACAAACGACCAGUUCGGCUGGCACAACGGCCACCUACCAGACCAGUGCUGGUAACUCCCAGAUGUCCGGGAGCGUUACGAGCUGUGCUUCCAGCACUCUAAUGGAGGAUUCGUUCCCUGGUGUGGGUGGUAUGUCGUCGUCGCAAAUGUCGGCCAGUUUUUGGUCCCACGAUGAGUCCACGGUGGUCGAGGACGAAGGACACGAUCCUGCGAAGAAGCCGGACCAAGGCCAGUAAACGCCACAGGGGAUUGAGAGAGAGAGAGAGAGAGAGAGGGAGAGACAGAGAGAGAUAUAAAAGAAGUCACACGUAAUCCUAUAUGAAAAUGGGGCUUGAACGGUGACAUAGAAUAUUCGGCUAGACAAGGCGCCCUUCUAGGCGCGGCACUAAUGGAUGAACCUGUGGCCGGAGAACGCAUCUUCACCGGCUCUGAACAUCACCGAUUUCAAAUCGAACAGCCAGAGGGAUUUAUUAAUUAGCAAAUUUGACAUUUUCCAUCUACACACACACAUUUUUAAUGAUAUUGAAGUGCAUACACGAGUUUUUAAAGGCAAAUAUAUAUAUUUUAUAUAUUUAUAAAAACUAUAAAAUCGCAAACAUGAAUACGAAUAUGAAUAUGGCAAGCAUAGGCCUUUCAACGCAUUUUCUUAUUGGCUUUAAUGUUUAAAAAUUUAUUAAUACUAAAACAGAAACCGAAACCUUUUGUGCUAGAGCGUUGUAAUGAAAUAAUCCUUUGCUUUUAAAUUGGUGUAGUUAUUAUAUAUGUACAUGUACGAUGGAUACUUAUUAUUAAAUGAAUCGCUUAUUAUUGUAGUUUAAUUUAAGCAAUUAUACAAACGCAUGUGGAAAAGGGGACGUAAUGAAAUAGCCGAUGCCUGGCAAGUGAAAUGCUUUUAAAGUCUCAUUUUUUACAAGAACCAAGCAAAUUUUUUCGCUUGCAUUUUUAACAGUGAAAUAUACAUAAAUAUACAACCUGAAAAAAAAUGCAUAGAUCAAAUUUAAAACAUAUACUAACAGAUAUGAAAUUAAAUCACAUAGAAAUACCACAAACAGCCAUGAAGUGUAUUGCUAAUUUUCGUAAAGCACAUCUUACGUGAACGAGUAUUCGUCAAGAACCUACUUAUUGAAAGGAUUUAAACGUUUUAGCAUCACCACAGUAAUGGAAUAUGAAUAAAGAUAAUAUUUGUGUUAAAAACAUACAAGAAAUAUUAAAAAAAACAACAUUAUUGUAUUGUAAACCCACACGCGUAUGAAUAACCAAAUAAAAUGCUUAAUAAUAUUU